UGAUUUUAGUACUGGGAAAAAAUAUGCAAAAAUUCUUGAUCCUAAUGAUCCUAAUGAUAAUGAUUCAUCUGAUAUAAUAAUAGAAUGUGAUAAAGACAUAAACUGUUAUUCUAAAGUUUUUGUUGCCACAAAUAAUUUCCAAGAAGUGAAAGGAGGACAAUCAAUACCUCCAGGACUUCAUGUUAAAAUUGAUUUUAGUACUGGGAAAAAAUAUGCAAAAAUUCUUGAUCCUAAUGAUCCUAAUGAUAAUGAUUCAUCUGAUAUAAUAAUAGUUGAUCCAAUAGAACCAAACAGCAAUAACAACAAUGACAAUAUUAAAGAUGACGAUCAUGCGAAUGAUAAGAAAUCCCAAAGCUCAAAUAAUGUUCCACAUUCGGACCAUAUUCUUUUUGAUGAAUAUGUUUCUCAAUUAGAAAAACCUACUUCACAUCCCUUAACAAUUUUAAUAUCUGUUUUGGAUGGAUUAGAGGAUUUGGUUCAUGAACUUGAUUUUGGUAUAAAAUUGACUAAAGAAUUUGGAUUAAAGUAUUUGAUUUCACUUUUAAAUUUUGAUUCAGAUGAAGUCAAACAAAAGGCUGCUAUGGUUAUUGGUACUGCAUUGCAGAAUAAUCCAUCAGCACAAAACAAUGCGAUUAAUUUAAAUCUUUUUCCAUAUUUAUUGGAUAAAUUUUCUAAAGAAAAUAAUCUUAAAGUUUCUUCACGUCUUCUAUAUGCAUUAUCAAGUUUAGUGCGUGGUAAUGAGUAUGCAAUACAAUUCAUCAAAAAUAACCAAGGGUUAGAAACAUUGACAAAUGUCUACACAAAAUUUGAUGACAAUGAAUUUAAAGCAAAAUUUGCUGUAUUUAUAUCAGAUUUUAUAGAUCCCAAUAUGGUUAAAUCAACUUCUACUACUUCUUUACCAUCUUUUAAUGUAGCUCACGUUGAUCAAAAUCAAGAUCAAGAUUCAUUAACAUUAUUUUCAACAUUGAUGGAAACUCUGUGUAAAAAAUUUCAAGAUACUUUAUUUGAUGAUCAAGGAAAUGCUAAAAAUGUUGAUUUCAAUUCACGUGAGAAGAUACUUGGAGGAAUCUCAAUGAUAAAAAGUUAUUAUUCAAAUAUGUGUCCUGCACAAAAUGGAUUUGAGAUUUGGUUAUCAAAACAACAAAUUAUUUCAAAUAUUAAAGAUGAUGAAGGUUCUUAUGAUUUAGAAGAUUAUUCUCGUCUAAUAAAACAAAUUAAAAUUCAAUAUGAUUUAAAAUAA
Messenger RNA from Entrophospora sp. SA101, 1240 nucleotides. Lineage: Eukaryota; Fungi; Glomeromycota; Glomeromycetes; Entrophosporales; Entrophosporaceae. The record is from the annotation of a GenBank genome assembly.